This is a messenger RNA of Cydia splendana, 4348 nucleotides long. RefSeq names its product cationic amino acid transporter 2-like. The record is from RefSeq and is a predicted model, not a curated record. Gene Ontology annotation, biological process: L-arginine import across plasma membrane; L-ornithine transmembrane transport. The transcript has 15 exons. The coding region runs from base 211 to 2118 and encodes 635 amino acids. NCBI's taxonomy places the organism in Eukaryota, Metazoa, Arthropoda, Insecta, Lepidoptera, Tortricidae. Gene Ontology annotation, molecular function: L-lysine transmembrane transporter activity; L-ornithine transmembrane transporter activity; L-arginine transmembrane transporter activity. Gene Ontology annotation, cellular component: plasma membrane.
UUCGUGAUCGGUAGUGUCGUUAGCUAAAAUGUUUUAUAAUUAUUAAAAUACGCCUUGUUACUUAAUGAAAACCAAUUAUUCGAGGUCUUAGAACAGUAUAUAUCUUCCCGUCAUACACAGUUUAUUUAUGACGCAAGUUUCUUUAGUGAUAUUACUAAAUUAGGUUAGGUGCGGUGGUGUCAAGUUCUAAAGGUUAGAAAAACUACGAAAAUGACUUUUCCUGAAGGUCCCGGGUAUGCUAAUUACGAAGCCGUGCAGCCUAGGGCCGAACCGGCCAACGGAGUUCGACAGGCCUAUAAAGAUGGUGGCGUAAAAGCAGGCGCGAGCCGCGCUUUCCGCCUCGCCUAUGGAGUCCUAUCCCGCCGAAAAGCCGCAGAAGAGGGCGCAGCGCGCCUAGCCCGUGUUCUCUCUGCCUUGGAUCUGACUGCACUGGGUGUUGGCAGUACCCUGGGUGUCGGCGUCUACGUGUUAGCUGGAGAUGUGGCCAAGAACUACGCGGGUCCGGCGGUUAUACUGUCCUUUCUACUCGCUGCAGUGGCUAGCGUGUUUGCUGGUCUCUGCUACGCCGAAUUCGGCGCUCGCGUGCCUAAAGCCGGCUCGGCCUACGUGUACAGCUAUGUGUGUGUGGGCGAAUUCAUCGCCUUUAUCAUCGGGUGGAAUCUUAUACUGGAGUAUAUUAUAGGCGCGGCUUCGGUAGUAAAAGCCCUGAGCGAAUACUUGGACUCACUGCUAGAUAAAGCUAUCUCGACCAACCUGCAGGCGAUGAUGCCUAUGGACUCGCCACACUUAGCGCGGUAUCCGGACCUGUUCGCGUUCUCCGUCAUCAUGCUAUUCUCAGUGGGUCUGGCAUUCGGCGUAAAGGAGUCUACCAAGUUCAAUAACUUCUGUACGGGUGUCAAUCUCUGCGUUGUGCUGUUCGUCAUUAUCUCUGGCUCUUUCAAAGCCGACAGCAAGAACUGGCGUAUCCCUGAAUCCGAGGUGCCUAAAGGAGGCAAAAACUUUGGAACUGGAGGUUUCGCGCCGUACGGCGUCGCGGGCAUCAUCAAGGGUGCCGCCGUGUGCUUCUACGGGUUUAUCGGAUUUGACUGCGUAGCAACAGCGGGCGAGGAAGCGAGACGGCCACAAAAAACUAUUCCUUUCGCCGUUGUGGCAUCACUUCUAGUCGUGUUCCUCGCUUACUGCGGAGUGUCUUCCGUGCUGACACUUAUGAUGCCCUAUUACAUGCAGGAUGAAAAAGCGCCUUUCCCGUUCGUGUACGACCAGCUGGGCUGGCCGUGGGCCAAGUACGCCGUCAGCGUCGGCGCCAUCUGCGCGCUCUGCUCCAGUUUAUUAGGAGCUGUGUUUCCUCUGCCCCGUAUCAUUUACGCCAUGUCAUCUGACGGUCUGCUGUACCGCUUCAUGGGGCGCGUCAGCGAGAGAUUCCAGACCCCACUAGUGGGCACUAUGAUCGCUGGAUUAUUCACAGGCACAUUGGCCAUGAUCUUCGAGUUGGAACAGCUGAUCCACAUGAUGUCCAUCGGGACUCUACUGGCCUACUCCAUGGUUGCCUCCUGUGUGCUGUUGCUCAGGUAUGAGCGCAGCGUGUCCGCCCAUAAGGCUGUGGAACCACUGAACCUCACCAUCCGCUCCGCUCUUCGUCAGUUGGUGAACGCGGACAGUCACGCCACACCCACAAGACUCAGCGCGCUGACUGUCAGCGUCUUAGUUACACUCUAUGGUAUCUGGUGCUUCAUAAUGAUGUCGUGUGUGAACCACUACGGCACGCGGGUGUGGUCGGAGCCCGCCGCGCUGGCCGUGUUCUCCGUCGGCACCGUGCUCGUGCUCGCCACGCUCGUAGCUAUAUCGCGGCAGCCCGUGUCUGAAAAGAAACUCGCUUUCUCUGUCCCGCUGGUCCCCUGGUUGCCCGGCCUCAGCAUCCUCAUCAACGUUUACCUCAUGUUGAACCUGGACUACAUGACGUGGCUGCGUUUUGCCGUGUGGAUCGCUGCCGGUCUUAUAAUCUACGUGACGUACGGCGCGUGGCACAGCUCGGAGCGCCGCCGGAGCCCCGACGUGCAGCUGUCGGUGCUACACAACGACAGCCACACCGCCUUAUUGGCCCACAACGCGCUCGGCUGACCGGAGACCAUCGCUACUAUCGCUAGUCCUACCGGUACCGUGGUAUCAUUCAUAUCCAGUAUCUAAUCUACAUAACCUACAGCUCAGAGCGCCGCCGGAGCCCCGAUGUGCAGCUGUCGGUGCUACACAACGACAGCCACACGGCCUUAAUGGCCCACAACGCGCUCGGCUGACCGGAGACCAUCGCUACUAUCGCUAGUCCUACCGGUACCGUGGUAUCAUUCAUAUCCAGUAUCUAAUCUACAUAACCUACAGCUCAGAGCGCCGCCGGAGCCCCGAUGUGCAGCUGUCGGUGCUACACAACGACAGCCACACGGCCUUAUUGGCCCACAACGCGCUCGGCUGACCGGAGACGAUCGCUACUGUCGCUAGUCCUACCGGUACCGUGGUAUCAUUCAUGUCCAGUAUCUAAUCUACAUAACCUACAGCUCAGAGCGCCGCCGGAGCCCCGAUGUGCAGCUGUCGGUGCUACACAACGACAGCCACACGGCCUUAUUGGCCCACAACGCGCUCGGCUGACCGGAGACGAUCGCUACUGUCGCUAGUCCUACCGGUACCGUGGUAUCAUUCAUGUCCAGUAUCUAAUCUACAUAACCUACAGCUCAGAGCGCCGCCGGAGCCCCGAUGUGCGGCUGUCGGUGCUACACAACGACAGCCACACGGCCUUAUUGGCCCACAACGCGCUCGGCUGACCGGAGACGAUCGCUACUGUCGCUAGUCCUACCGGUACCGUGGUAUCAUUCAUAUCCAGUAUUUAAUAUCUGCAAACUGUCUGUUAUCGUAUCCUAUAUUUCUAGUAGUUAUAAAAAAGCGAUCGGUAAUUUCUAUUGCCUCGCUAGUGACACCUUUCAAAAAUGUCUUGAGUCUUGAGAAGAGGAAGUUAGUAUAGCUGAAGUAAGACACCUAACGAACUUAAACUUACUUAUAAAGUACUCUAAUGAAACUAGGUACUCUAAGAUAUGUAGUUGUAAUUGUAUAUUAAUUCAGUUGUUCAAAUAAUCUCAGUUCAAUCUCACGUGUUAAAUAUGUUCCUAAAAUUAACAGCCAAAGUAUUUUAGUAUUUAUUUACUGAGUAAAGCAAGUAGGCUGGUUAGUUAGAUACGCAUACGCUAUGGAAUUUUAGUUUUGACAUAAAAUGUAUUGUUCAAUGUACUUAUUUAUAUCUGUAUGUUAGUUAUAGUUUUUUUUAUGUUACGUCAUGUAUGUACUUAUUAAAAAGAUCCGUUGCCUAAAAAUUGUGUGAACAACAUUUAUGUCCUACAAAUUCUUUAGUGAAUCUCUUGCCGUUUAAAUGCCUGGCGUUUAUGGAAAUCAUAUUUAUUAGGUAUUUAAAAAUAGUUAUUUACGAUACAAGUGCGGAAAAGAGGAAAUUCGAAACGGGCGUUAAGUUGAAACACGAUCGAAUGGAGUGUUUUAAAUCGACACGAGUUGCAAAUUACCUAUUCUCACGUGUAUCGUACAACGUUUUACACAUACGUGUAUCGUACAUAUGGCUCUUUAAACUUUCGACAUACGCACGAAUGGUUUCGAAUUUCCUCUUGUCCGCACUUGUAUCGUAAGUAUUUGGAUUAGCAUUUUUGCGAACGGAUCUUUAUAAUAUUUCUUGGGGAGCGAAUUGUAUGUUGUGCAUUUAAAAUAGGUAUUAAGUAUUUUAAUUUUGCUUUUAGAUGCGUUGUUGCGUUGUUGCUAUGAGCUAAACUAAGUAAGAGGUAUGUAAACUAAGCUUCAUAUAUCAUUGUUAAUGCUUAAAGUAUGAAAUAGGAAUCAAGUUUAGCAAAUAUUCACGCGACUGCCGGAGGAGGGUUAUAUAUUUUUCGAACGUAUCUAUGUAAAGUCUAAAUAUUUGCCAUGAGCUAUAUACAUCAUAUGGUUACUGAUUAGUUUUAUAGUAUAUGGUGUUAUUACAUUCGUCUCUGUUGUGUGAAAUAGGCUAAAAAAAAACAUAUUUUGGCGUUAAAAUGAAUGUAUUAAAAAAAUGCAGCCGGGUUUUGAAAUUUUAAAUUCGACUUGUUUUUGCAGUGGUUUGUGGAACACAAUAAAUGUAGUUAUUAAAGCAAACGUGAGUGAUUCCAGUAUUACGUAGAAUGUGGCUGUGAAACAGCGAUAUCUAUUAUAUAAUUAUUUUAUUUAUAAUGCUUAUGAUGUAUAACAUGCCUCAAGUUGAUUUGAUCUUGAAGGGCUGUUUCUGAAAUAAUAGUUUGUAAGUUUUAUUUAUGAUUAUUACGGGGAU